AUGGCUACAGAAAUUGUAGAUCGUCUUGAAAACAACUCUGAAAACGUUCCAAGUCAAACCGUUGUGACUUCGAGCAUCGUGAUUCCUUCUACCUCUAUCGUGAGAUCUGGACGUCAAGAUUCUUUGCCAAAACGACGAGCUAGUGGCGAUCUAUCUCGGCAGAGUACAGAGGAAUCCAAACGACCAAGGUUGGACACGAAAGAUGCUGAAGUAAAGAAGCGAGGACAAAGACUCUUUGGCGUAAUUAAUGGUACUUUAACAAAAUUUAAAAAUGAAAGUCAAAAUAAAACAGAGGCUGAGAUCAAACGUGAUCAGAUUGUUCAAAAAACUCAAGAAAAAUUAAAGAAAGAUCAUGAAGAGUUGGUGAAUCAGAUGAAAACGGAGGAACAAGAACGAAGAGAGAGAAUCGCCCGAGAGAAAAGAGAGGCAGAAGAGCGAAGAAAUAGAGAAUUGAAAAGACAAAUAGUAUUGGAAUCAACCUCUUCUAUAUCUCAUGAUAUCAUGGUUACAGGGGAGGUUCGUAACGACAGCAGAGAUGUUGAAAUGACCGAACACAAUGAUAGUGAGAAACACACGGAAGCACUUAAGCAGAAUGAAGUAGAAACUGAUCGACCUGAAGUAAAAAAAGAGAGCAUUAAAAAUGAUGACAGUGCACAAUCAACAUUAGCGACCGAACGUAUGGCUGUUGACGAAGAACGUUCCGCCGUUAUUAAAAUUGAAGAAUCUGUUAUAAAAGAUGAACCUACUGACAGCAAGGACGAUCCCGUGGAAUAUUAA
Acaulospora colombiana is the source of this 777-nucleotide messenger RNA. The record is from the annotation of a GenBank genome assembly. Lineage: Eukaryota; Fungi; Glomeromycota; Glomeromycetes; Diversisporales; Acaulosporaceae.